Messenger RNA from Ylistrum balloti, 1773 nucleotides. RefSeq names its product pyrethroid hydrolase Ces2e-like. The record is from RefSeq and is a predicted model, not a curated record. The transcript is spliced from 2 exons. Gene Ontology annotation, molecular function: neurexin family protein binding; signaling receptor activity. Gene Ontology annotation, cellular component: synapse; cell surface. The coding region runs from base 1 to 1773 and encodes 590 amino acids. Gene Ontology annotation, biological process: neuron cell-cell adhesion; presynaptic membrane assembly; modulation of chemical synaptic transmission. NCBI's taxonomy places the organism in Eukaryota, Metazoa, Mollusca, Bivalvia, Pectinida, Pectinidae.
AUGGAUCUUAAUGCAAGUCAGAAAAACUUUAAGAUUUCAGUUGGUGAAAUGGAGUGGUGUCCGUUAGUUCAGACGUUGCUGCUGGCAUCUUGCUUCUGUGUAAUCAGCUGUCAGAGAUAUAACAUAAUAAAAUCAGCAUCUGGACCAGUCCGUGGGAUUGCUGUGCAGAAUCGAGGUGAGGUGGUUUAUCAGUACCGGAAAAUUCCUUUUGCAAAACCUCCCGUUGGUAGACGGAGAUUACGGAAACCUGUUCCAUUCGGCAAAUGGACCAAUGUUUUAGAUGGCACUUCCUUCGGACCGUCCUGCUAUCAGAAGGCUGAGUCUAUUUCACCUUCUUUACCGAAUACGGAAAUGUCGGAGGAUUGUCUGCAUUUGAAUAUAUACACACCAAUCAACGCCUCUCCGAAUAAUACCAAAAGUGUAAUGAUCUGGAUACACGGUGGGGGUUAUUCAAAAGGCCAGUCAUUUUAUUAUGACGCAUUCAACCUUGUAACUAAAGGGGAUGUUAUAGUGGUUACUGUUAACUACAGAUUAGGUUUUCUUGGAUUCUUCAGUACAAUGGAUGACGCUUCGCGGGGUAACUAUGGAUUGUGGGAUCAAAGGCUCGCAAUGCAAUGGGUUAAGGCCAACAUUGAAGAUUUUGGUGGAAAUCCCAAUUCUAUCACAAUCUUUGGUGGAUCUGCCGGCGCGUUUAGUGUGGGGUUACAUGCUCUUUUACCACAAAACCAAGGUCUAUUCCACCGGUUAAUUGCCGAGAGUGGAACAAGCACUUCACCUUUGGUAUUAAACAUGGAGCCGAGGGUACAUGCUAGAGGAUACGGCAUCGAUCUCAAUUGUCUGAAUGAAAAAGAUGUGAAUUUUGAUACUGAAAUGUUACUUGAAUGCAUCAGAGGAAAAAGUUCACAAGAAAUCAUACAAACUCAAAACAGCUACGACACAUUCAAGUAUGCUAACCAUGUCCUAACCUUACCCAACGCCCCUGUAGUUGAUGGAGAAUUGAUCAUACACCAUCCCAGCGCCAUAAUAGCCAAUACCUCGUCGAAUGAAUCAAGUUUCUUCCGCUCUCUUGAUGUCAUUAUCGGUACUACUGAUUCAGAAGGGUCACUAAUUAAUAAUGAUUUCAUGACUUACCUUGAAAAACAUUACAAUUUCAAUUAUUCGCGUUCAAUACCUACGACCGUGUUGUGUAAUUCCUAUGCGCGGAUGAUUGCAAAGGAUUUCUUUAAUAACAAUACCGACGUUUCCGAGGCUAUAUGUAAGAAAUAUAGCAGCACAGAUGAAAUUGAGCAGAGCAGAAAUAUCGUCGACAUGUACUCCGAUUUUUCUAUGAUUGCUCCGGCAUUAAGAUCUCUAGACUGCCACUCUGCUCCAGGACUAACAAUGGGUCGAAACACUUAUCAGUAUUUGUUCACUAGACAAUAUUCAUAUCAAGGUUAUCUCCAACCAAACUGGGUUAAAGGGGCUUGGCAUGCUGCAGAACUUCCAUAUCUUUUCGGGCCGUCAAUGAUAUGGUCUGUAUGGAAUCCCAUCUCUUUUUCCGAUGAAAUGUUGUCAGAGAAGAUGAUUAGAUACUGGACAAAUUUUGCCAAAAAUGGCUCACCUAACGGCCCGGAUGUCCCCUACUGGCCUAGAUAUGACUCAAUGGGCAAGCUGUAUCAGUAUCUGAACUUCAACAUAGCUCCAGCAUAUAAUUUGAACUCUGAGAGGAUACGGUUUUGGAACCAGUAUCUCCCAUCACUGAAUAGGACAACAGCCAACGUGUUGUUUGGAUAA